This is a messenger RNA of Durusdinium trenchii, 3516 nucleotides long. NCBI's taxonomy places the organism in Eukaryota, Dinophyceae, Suessiales, Symbiodiniaceae. The record is from the annotation of a GenBank genome assembly.
AUGUCCAUUGCAGAGGCUGCCAAGCCUCAGGUCAUGGACUUCGCUGAGGAGGAGUUCCGGAUGUUGCUUUGGUCGCUGCCACGCUGUGCGCUGGACAGCGCCCUCACCUUGCUGGAGCACGCGGAGGCGGCGGGGAGAACGUUGACGGCGCAGUGCUUGAGCGCGUUGCUGGCCGAGGCGGAGCAGCGGCAGCUGGCAAAGCUGGAGGCAGCGCUCCUGCAGCGGCUCGGCCGUUCCGCGUCGCCGUCGGAGGGUUUGGCACAGCUCGCGGCGAGCGCCGCGCAGGAGCACCACUCCACCAUGACGGACGUGAGCGCUUACACGACACGGUCAAAAUGGUCGGCUCUCAAGUUCAUUCUUCCCGCAUCUUCGGCUCCAGCGUUUUUCCCGGAACGGAACCGCACGGUGCCAGCCGAGAAGCGGAAGCCUCAGCGGAAGCCUCGCCAGGGAGGGGAGGAGUUGGAUCUGGCAGCGGAUGGGAUUCGAAAGGAAGAAUGGAUUCGCGACGAGAGAGGCACACCAGGUGGAUUGGUGAAGACCAAAGUGUAUCGUGCACAGAAUGGUCGGCAGGCACUUGAAGUCCACUUAUGGGGCGAAGUCAGCGCAGAACAUGCAAACUUGAUUCUGCACUGGGGAUUUCUGCAUCAAAAAGACUCCUUUGCUUGGACUCGACCAGGGAAAGUGGCAUGGCCUGUGCCAACCUGGGCAGCCGAACCGGAAGCGUGCCAAAGUCCGGUGAUUGAGACUGGGACAUCGAUGGGGCACAGUGGCUCACCGAAAAGAACUUGGAUGCUCGUUGUGCGCAUUCCCAUGGAGGUGAUGCCAAAAGGCUUUGCCUUCGUUCUCAAAAUGGAUCAGAACCGCUGGUUCAAAAAGGGUCCCCAGAAGGGACCAGACGACUGUGUGGUCAGUCUGGAAGGAUUGAGUUUGGGCCCUAGCUCACAGAGCCCACAGCCUGAACCUGCUCCAUCAUCCCGGACUGCCAGUUUUUCCUCCUUCUCCUCCGCACUCACAUUCUCCAGCUGGUUCGUCGUGGAUGGCGACCAAUGCUUCUUGCCAAACGCGGCCUUCCCCAAUGAGGAUAACACCGGGUUGACCUAUGUGUCUGCCUUGCGGGCAGGCUCCAAAGUGCUUUCAGCUGAUGAGGAGGUGACGGUUCAAUCCAUUCAGGAGCAUCCCGAAGACCGGCAUGAAAUCGUCCUGGUGGGCACGCGACAUGCACAGAUCAGGGUCUCCAAAGAACACCUGAUUCCAGUUCGCAUCGCAGGGAAGGACAUGGUGCGGAAGGCAGCCUGGCGGCUGGCCCUCAACGACUUGGUCUUGGUCAACAAUGAGCCCUCUCCGGUGAAGAAGAUCAAGGAAGUGGGUCUGAAAACAAAGCUUUUCGCAGUCCGCUUUGAGAACCCCAACACGCGGGUGAAGGCGUACGAUCUAUCGAGUCCCAUUCAGGCAUACGGCAACCCGAACAUCGAAGACCCAGCUCGCAAGAUGGCCUGGGAAGAAUCAUGGGAUUUACUCAGUGAGGAUCAUUUGCGUCAGGCUGUCGGAGCAGGAGGUGAUUUGGCGCUGCGUCUUCUCCGAAAAAAGACCUUGGCGCUGCGUCCGCGGAGCGCAUGGGACGAUGAGGAGAUCCAACCUUGGCAACUUGGAGCCACAUGCACCCAGCGUUCGGCCGUGACCUCCAACUUGGUGAGCACCAUCAACCUUGGGCAGUCUUCGCCGCUCCGGUGCCUUCGGUCGCCGGACCCCGCGCACCGGCGACCCGACCUGCGCCACGACGUGCUGGCGUCAGACGACUUCGGAUAUCCCAAUCCUUCACCGCAACGAGUCCAAUUCGAGCGCAAUGACCGCGUUCAGCGACAGCCAGUGGGAGCUGCCCCUCCGCCACGGAUCCCAUCCUUUAAGGAAGCCUUGCGCUUGGCGUCUACGCCCAGUACGAGCGCCACGUCUGCGCGCUCGGCGGCCAGAUGGGAGGAGCCUUCGGAGUCCCGUUCAGCCGCAUUCACCGGGCUGCGGCUGCCGGCGCCCAGCCUGCCCAGCUUCACCAACCGCCGGAGCCUGGCAGAGCUGGACUUGUUGGUUGCAGAGGCUGAGAGCCGAAUCCGCAAUCUGGAGCUCUGGCAUGCAACCCCCUGCCCAGAAGUGCCAAGCCGUUUCGGCAUGAAGUCCAACUUGGAAGAGUGCAUUCAACAUGCCGAGCAGUCCCUGCAGCUGGCGACGAAGCGCGCGCGCGCGAUCGAGAUGUUAAGGCCCACCGCGGAUGCGCCAUCCUUUGCAUCUGCAGAGGUGGGGCAGCGCAUGCAAUUGGCCUCGCUCCGCGCCUCCCUGGCACAGUUGGAGCUCAGGUUUGAACGUGUCAUGUCCCUCCAACCCGGCGCGAGUCCGAGUCCCGCCGGGCGUCCGGACGCCGCGCUCGGAGUGCGUUCGGAGCUGUCCGGAGCGACGAGCCCCGUGAGCCCCGUGAAUAACGUGGCUUCCACCACGAACGAGAGGGCGCCACCGCGCGCGCAGUGUGCUGCUUCUUCACGAAGUGAAGAGGACUUCCGGCGAUUGGAGGACGAGCUGCAAAAAGCCAAAAUUGAGAUCGAAGAAUUGCGUGGAAAGAACUGCGACUUAGAACGAGAGAAUGAACGAUUGGAGAAGCAAGUCAUUGAAAGCAAAUCCAGUCUUAAGGAACUCAAGGACGCCAAGGCCCCGAAGGUGGAGGACAUGACUGAGAAGUUUCGUCAAGAGAAGGCGCAAUUCCAAAAAGAACUAGAAGAACAGAAGACCAUCGUAAGGUCACUGGAGGCGCAGCUGCAAGCUGCCAACGAAUCAAGAGAAGGCCGACUCACCUCGCCGGAGGCCGAGGAAGCUGAAGCCAAGACAUGCCGAGACAUCUUCGAUGCCGCAGAGAAGGGUGCCCUGGAUGCGCUACGCUACUUCCUACGGGCGGCGCCGCAGCGCGUGGCCCAGACAAAUGGCCAAGGCCAAACGCCGCUAAUGCGGGCCGUGGAGAAGGGCCAGCUUUCGGCCGCCAAAGAUUUGGUGUUGAUCUUCGGGGCCGAGGUGAACUCCAAGGAUUCUUUUGGCGAGACCAGCUUGCACCUGUUGGCGCGACACUUUGUGAGUGGCCUCGGCCGCAGCGCUUCGAUCUUCCACGUGUUGUCCGCCGCCCAGAUUCGGAUGGAUGCCGUGAACAACUUUCGUCGAACGGCGCUGCAUUUGGCCGCGCAGUUCGGGCAGGGUGACAUGGCUCAGCUGCUGUUGGAUGCGAAAGCCCCUUUGGAGGUCCAGGAUGACCGAGGCCGAAGGCCUUUGCAUCUGGCGGUGCAGUUUGGACAUUCCAACAUGGUCCAGCAGCUGCUGAAGGCGAAAGCUGACGUUCAAGCGAAGGACGACACAGGUGCCGACGCGCGGACCCUCGCGGCCGCGCGGGCGGACGCCACGGGCGCCGAGCUCCGGCGGCUGCUGGCCGAAGCUGCAGCGAAAGCAUGUCGAGUUCUCAGAGGUCAGAGGUUUAAGACAUCCAAUUGA